Miscanthus lutarioriparius is the source of this 885-nucleotide messenger RNA. The record is from the annotation of a GenBank genome assembly. NCBI's taxonomy places the organism in Eukaryota, Viridiplantae, Streptophyta, Magnoliopsida, Poales, Poaceae.
AUGCUGAGGUCAGUGUCCGGCUCCAACUCCUCGAGGGGCAUCGCCGCCGUGGUCGGCGUCGGGCCCCGGCUCGGCUCGGCGGUGGCGCGCAAGUUCGCCUCCGAGGGCUACACCAUCGCCAUCCUCUCCCGCGACCUCGGCACGUCCAUCUAUCCCCUCGCUCCUCCUUCCUCCCAUGCAUCUCUUCCCUCUUCUUUAUUUCGAUCGGAGAAGCUGAGUCCUUGCGCCGUGCGCGUGCGUGCAGAGAAGCUGUCGCAGCUGGCGGAGGAGAUCGCGCAGGAGGCCAAGGCGCAGGUGUUCGCGCUCCGGGUGGACUGCGCCGACGCCCGCUCCGUGCGCGAGGCCUUCGAGGGCGUCCUCUCCCUCGGCCCCGUCGAGGUGCUCGUCUACAACGCCUGCGAGCCGCCGCCGGACAACGACGACGACGCCGCGGCCGCGCGCCCUCACGCCCUUCCUCGCCGUCACCCCGAUGCUUUCCACCGCGCUCUGGCCGUCUCCGCCGGAGGGGCCUUCCACUGCGCACAACAGGUACGGUCAUCCCGGGCAUGGUGGAGAGGGGCAGGGCACCAUCAUCUUCACGGGCUCCUCGGCGUCGGUCACCGGCUUCGCCGGCUACUCCGAUCUAAGCUGCGGCAAGUUUGCCCUCCGGGGUUGUCCCAGUCGCUGGCCAGGGAGUUCCAGCCGGCCGGCGUGCACAUUGCGCAUGUGAUCAUCGACGGCGUCAUCGGCGAGAGGAGAUCGCCGAGGAGCAGGGCCGGCAGCGCCGGCGGUGACACGGCGGGCGCGGACCCGGACGCGGUGGCGCAGAGCUACUGGCACGUCCACGCCCAGGACAAGAGCGCGUGGACGCACGAGAUGGACAUCCGGUCGCCGUCCUUCAUGUAG